Molecule: messenger RNA, 3774 nt
Organism: Pecten maximus
Lineage: Eukaryota; Metazoa; Mollusca; Bivalvia; Pectinida; Pectinidae
Exons: 5
Coding region: 215-1552 (445 amino acids)
Source: RefSeq, a predicted model, not a curated record
UUUGUGUGUGAUCGAAAGAGCCGAAGCGAGUCGAGACGUACCUGGCUAAACCGGCCUACUGGAUGGAAAUUAGCCUAGGACAUCUAACUAUAUAGACUUUUAGGGAACGUGUAUAUGCAGCAAAACAGAGGUUUAAAACCAGAGUCAGUGAUUAUAGAGGAACUCGAUCCGAUCUUAAAUAUUUCCAUCAUUAAUAUUGUCUAGCUGAACAAAGAUGGCCGGCAGCAGCUCCUUACACUGGAGACAGAAAGGAAAUGAUUUAUAUACGUCUGUCAGAGAUGGUCUCAGUCCUGUGAUAAAGCGAGACCGAUUACAACAGGCUUCUAACUGUUACAACAAAGCUCUGAACGAAGGUGGCACUGAGAGUGACAAAAUGUCUGCUUCAAAAAAUCUGGCUAUGACUGCAUGGCGACGGGCCCAGGUGGAGGAAGUCUCGUCGGCGAGGUUCACCACAGCUGUACUAUAUUACAAAGAAGCCUUUAAGUUCUUUUCUACAGCAGUGAACCAUGGACAAGGUGUGAAACCGAAAUCAUGGGUAGAUAAUGUCAAGUCUUCAGCAAAGAUCUGCUGGGAUGGACUUAAAUCUGGGAAAUGUAGUGAGCUGGACAUAGAUGAUAGAGUUGGUGUUUAUUACGAUGUUGUUCAAGAAAUCCACAUCAGUAACAUUCGGGGGGAAUGUUAUCUUGAAAUUGCACAAAAUCAUUUCCAUAUUGGAGUUACAGCCUUGGAAAAGGGAUGCUUUAGGCGUGCAUUGUCAGAGAUGAGGAACUGUCAUAUGCCCUUGCAUGAAGCCAUCGCAAGUGGUAAAGGGGAGGUAACCAUUGAAGGAGAGGUGAAGAUAUUGGAAGCUGAUGUGUUUAUGCACUUCUGUAUGGCUGAAUCCAUGCAGGCUCGGUCUAUAGGAGACAAUUUGUACCACCAAUUGACCAUGGAGGAGGAGGCCCUGAACAUGGAUAUGGCGUGGGAGGUGGUAGACUGGUAUAAGCUGGCCAUCAUUAGGACCCGGGAUGUGACAGAGGUAGAGUUAGAGGCUGUUGCCCUGAGCAGGCUUGGGAGACUUUACGACAAGGUGCUGAAAAUGAAAGAAAAGGCAAAGCGCUACCUCAUCAGAUCCAUGCAUCUGGCCCACAGCAUGCACCCCCGUACUUUCACCAAUGUUGACUGGUUUAAGGAGUGUUCGGAGAUCCUACAAGCAUAUCAGAGGGAGACUGUGUCGGCUGAGGAAGAGGAAUGGAACAAAGAGAAGGAGGAACUGAAGAAGGAGAUGAAGAAAGAACUUGCUGACCUUGCCAAGGCAAACAAGAAAGAAGAUCUGGAGCUUUUGGACUAUUUGUACAAGGAAUACCCCCCAAAGAAACCUAUCCACAAGAAGUUCUUCAAGAUGUCUAUGGCUGCCAAAACUGACUAUCCUCAAAAGAAGAAGUACUACCAACAGUCUGUGGUGAAUUACCAUCCUGACAGGGCUGAUGUAGAGAAACAUGGCAAAAUCUGGAAAGUUUUAACUGAGGAGAUCACCAAGAUGUUGACAAACCGAUACCAGAGGAUGAAAUAGUCAGUUUCGUAUCAAAAAACGAACUUUACUACAAUACUCAGAUUGAUGGGUGUAUGUAAUACUCGGACAGAUGGGUGUAUAUAAUACUCAGAUUGAUGGGUGUAUGUAAUACUCAGAUCGAUGGGUGUAUGUAAUACUCGGUUCGAUGGGUGUAUGUUAUACUCAGAUCGAAGGGUGUAUGUAAUACUCAGAUUGAUGGGUGUAUGUAAUACUCGGAUUGAUGGGUGUAUGUAAUACUUGGAUCGAUGGGUGUAUGUAAUACUUGGAUCGAUGGGUGUAUGUAAUACUCAGAUUGAUGGGUGUAUGUAAUACUCAGAUUGAUGGGUGUAUGUAAUACUCGGAUCAAUGGGUGUAUGUAUAAUACUCAGAUCGAUGGUUGUAUGUAAUACUCAGAUUGAUGGGUGUAUGUAAUACUCAGAUUGAUGGGUGUAUGUAAUACUCGGAUCAAUGGGUGUAUGUAAUACUCAGAUCGAUGGUUGUAUGUAAUACUCAGAUUGAUGGGUGUAUGUAAUACUCAGAUUGAUGGGUGUAUAUAAUACUCAGAUUGAUGGGUGUAUGUAAUACUCGGAUUGAUGGGUGUAUGUAAUACUCAGAUUGAUGGUUGUAUGUAAUACUCGGAUCGAUGGGUGUAUGUAAUACUUGGAUUGAUGGGUGUAUGUAAUACUCAGGUCGAUGGGUGUAUGUAAUACUCGGAUUGAUGGGUGUAUAUAAUACUACGAUCGAUGGGUGUAUAUAAUACUCAGAUCGAUGGGUGUAUGUAAUACUCCGAUCGAUGGGUGUAUGUAAUACUUGUUUCGAUGGGUGUUUGUAAUACUCCGAUCGAUGGGUGUAUAUAAUACUCAGAUUGAUGGGUGUUAUGUAAUUUGAUUGAUGUGAACUUUGCAUGAGAUUAAUAUACAUGUAUGUUUUAGGUCAGUUUACUGAAGACUUUUGUCUUUCAUUUUUUAGCUGGAGACUCUAAUAAACAUUUUUGGUUUAAUUACCUUUGUGUGUUUAGGAAUUUAUCUACAACUAUGACCUUUAAUUCUUUGUGUCAAAGAUUGUUUGAUUAAUUUUUAGUGUCAUUCCAACAUCAGAAUGAAAAGAUUUACAUAUUUUAAAGAUUUGUGACACAAAGGUCACCUGUAAGAUACGUUACCGACUUUUGUACCUUUGUAUUCAUUUUCUGUUUGGUUUAAUUAUUUACAUUACAUCAUUGCCAUAGAACAUUCAGCAGAAAGAAGCAGGUGAUUAAUACAGGACCAUGGGACCUCUUGUUUACAAUUGACAUAUAUCAGAAUGUGAAAGGUGGUCAAUACAUCCCCAUUGGAACUUUUGUUUACAAUUGACAUGUAUCAGUAAGUAGCAGGUCUUUUGUUUACAAUUGACAUGUAUCAGUAAGUAGCGGGCCUUUGUUUACAACUGACAUGUAUCAGUAAGUAGCGGGCCUUUGUUUACAACUGACAUGUAUUAGUAAGUAGCAGGUCUUUUGUUUACAACUGACAUGUAUCAGUAAGUAGCGGGCCUUUGUUUACAACUGACAUGUAUCAGUAAGUAGCGGGCCUUUUGUUUACAACUGACAUGUAUCAGUAAGUAGCGGGCCUUUUGUUUACAAUUGACAUGUAUCAGUAAGUAGCAGGUCUUUUGUUUACAAUUGACAUGUAUCAGUAAGUAGCGGGCCUUUGUUUACAACUGACAUGUAUUAGUAAGUAGCAGGUCUUUUGUUUACAACUGACAUGUAUCAGUAAGUAGCAGGUCUUUUGUUUACAACUGACAUGUAUUAGUAAGUAGCGGGCCUUUUGUUUACAAUUGACAUGUAUCAGUAAGUAGCAGGUCUUUUGUUUACAAUUGACAUGUAUCAGUAAGUAGCGGGCCUUUUGUUUACAAUUGACAUGUAUCAGUAAGUAGCGGGCCUUUUGUUUACAAUUGACAUGUAUCAGUAAGUAGCGGGCCUUUUGUUUACAAUUGACAUGUAUCAGUAAGUAGCGGGCCUUUUGUUUACAAUUGACAUGUAUCAGUAAGUAGCGGGCCUUUUGUUUACAAUUGACAUGUAUUAGUAAGUAGCAGGUCUUUUGUUUACAAUUGACAUGUAUUAGUAAGUAACAGGUCUUUGUUUACAACUGACAUGUAUCAGUAAGUAGCAGGUCUUUGUUUACAACUGACAUGUAUUAGUAAGUAGCAGGUCUUUGUUUACAACUGACAUGUAUUAGUAAGUAGCAGGUCUUUUGUCUACAACUGACAUG